Aspergillus ibericus CBS 121593 is the source of this 964-nucleotide messenger RNA. RefSeq lists its product as uncharacterized. Lineage: Eukaryota; Fungi; Ascomycota; Eurotiomycetes; Eurotiales; Aspergillaceae. The record is from RefSeq and is a predicted model, not a curated record. The transcript has 6 exons. The coding region runs from base 119 to 964 and encodes 281 amino acids. Gene Ontology annotation, molecular function: hydrolase activity.
CCGGCUGUGCAGUUGACCGCAUUUGCUCAGCUCAGUGAGGAGCUGAUCCGCCCGGGAAAUUUGAGCUGCUUUCGAGUCGUUCGUUCUGGAUACCCGGUAUUUCAGCUCCUCUCCGCCUAUGCCCUCGAGAACCUUUCGCUUGGGCUUCUGUAAAGUUCCAUUCGUGGGGAUCCUCGGGUCGACCGAUGCUGCGGAGGAAUUUGCUGUCGUAAGAAACUGCCGUACCAUUCCCCCGGUCAUCACCGAGGCAUACACCCCCAAGGGCACCUACUCGGAAUUUGGUGGUGUGAAGACUUACAUCGCCGGGCCGACCAACGCCAGCAUUGGCAUUAUUGAUGUUUAUGACAUCUUCGGUAUCUCCAGCCAGACCCUCCAAGGAGCCGACCUGCUCGCUGCCCGCCUCAAUUCAGUUGUGUUGGUCCCGGACUUCUUCAACGGUGGGGGUGCUGCAGCUGAGUGGUUUCCCCCGGACACGGAAGAGAAGAACAAGAAGCUGUGGGGUUUUAUUAACACUCACGCAUCCAUCCCGGAAAAGGUCGAGAUCCUGAAGAAAGUCAUUGCCGAAUCUACGCCCCGGUUCUCAUCGGUGAAGGGCUGGGCUGGCUUUGGUUUGUGUUGGGGUGGAAAGGUUACCGUUCAAAUCUCGGGCCUCGACUCCCCCUUCCUAGCAUCUGCGCAGGUUCACCCCGGGUUGAUGGAUGUCGAGGAGGCCCGGAAGCUCACCAUUCCGCAUAUCGUCCUCGCAUCCAAGGAUGAACCGGUCGACGCCGUCAAGGCGUACUCGGAGAUUAUUGCCAGCAAUGGCAUUGGCGGACACGUUGAGACCUACACUACCAUGUGGCAUGGCUGGAUGGGUGCCCGUGCCAACCUCACAGUGGAGGAGGGCUCGGCAGAGUAUAAACGGGAAUACAAUCAGCUAGCUGAUUUCUUUGAGAAGCAUCUCAAGUCUGAAGCGAAGAUCUAG